UCUAUCGCCAAUCGCUCCAUCCCUCCCCCCACCACCUCCCCUGUCGCCGUCGCCGCCCACGCGCGCGCCCAUAUAAGCCGAUCGCGCCCCCAGGCCCGUCAUCGCCAGAGAGCCCGAAUCCCCCGAGCCCGAGCGCCGAGCGCAAGCGGCGCAAUCGCAAUUCGCAGCAGGUGCAGCUCGCUCGAGCAGGCGGCAGCGUGGGGGCGGCGGCGGGGCGGGCAUGGGCAACUGCCAGGCGGCGGAGGCGGCGGCCGUGGUGAUCCAGCACCCCGGCGGCAAGGUGGAGCGGCUGCACGGGCCGGCCACGGCGGGCGAGGUCAUGCGCAGCAACCCCGGGCACUACGUCGCGCUCGUCGUCCUCCGCGUCUCCGGCGUCGGCGCCAAGACCGAGUCCGGUUGCGGCGGCGGAGGAGCCAGGAUCACCAAGGUGAAGCUCCUCAAGCCCAAGGACGCGCUGCUGCUGGGCCAGGUCUACCGCCUCGUCACCUCGCAAGAGGUGGCGAAGGCGAUCCAGGCCCGGCGGCAGGACAAGACGCGGCGGUGCGGGGAGGCGCCGGACGACCGGCGGCGUCAGCGGCCGUCACCGCAGCCGGGGCACGCCGCCGCCGACCAGGAACAAAAGCGGGCGGAGAAGGCGGACCGGCAGCACCGCGGCGGCGGGCCCGGCGGAGGCGGCGCGAGGGGGCGGCACUGGCGGCCGUCGCUGCAGAGCAUCUCCGAGUCGGCGAGCUGACGCCACCGCGGCUGCUCCGCUUCCGCGGCGAGUAGCAGCAGUAGUAGCAGUAUAGAAAAGUCUAGAAUUGUAGAUGCGGUGUACAUUGGGCGAGAGACUGAGAGGAGCAGCGAGAGAGACGGCAGCAGGAGCUGCAUGCUCCCCGUGUGGUUUUCUUAGUGAUGGAACAGUGAAAGAAGAGGUAGCCUUGAAAAUUUCCCCCGAAUCUCCCUGAAAUCGACCUCUCAGCCGUGAAAUCGGUGCGUUCAAGUGGUACCAUGUCGUGGCGUCAGGCGAGUCGUCACAGUUUGCCGCGUUCCGGCGUUCGCGGUGUCUGCAGGCUGCUGCCACGGCUCAGGCACCAGGCCAUGAGAGAGAAGGGAGGCCCUCGACCUCCACGGCCCCACCCGCAGAUUCAGAGAGAGGGAGGGAGGGAGAGGGAGAGAGAGAGAGAGAGAGAGAGAAGGCGAUUGCUUCUUGCUCGAGUGGAGAGAUCCGGAACCAGGCGCGCCACCGCGCCUCGCCUCGCUGACAGAGCGGUGUCGACGGCGGAAGGCGAUGGACGCAUCGGCAUCACGCCAGCGAUUUUUCAAACAACCUCCUCUGCUCUGCUCUCUGUUCUGCAGCGCGAUGCGUCGUCUCGUCACAUGGCAGCAGGCAGCAGGCGAUCGCUGAAUCUGAAUCGCCGUGAUCGAUCUCAUUGGUGCUGCUCUGCGUCUGCUCUGCCUGCAAAGUUGCAGUGAUGGCUGGUGAGGAUAUCGCAUGGCGCCAUGGCCUCAGCACUCAGCAGCUCGGUCGUGCGUGACGAGCGAGCAAUGAUGGGUGCACCAAAAGGGCAGUGGCCGCGCGCGCCAUCGCCAAUCCGCCAUGGCCAUGGCAUGGUGCGUGUGUUCGCGUGAUGCAAAAGGCCAAGGGAAUGGGGCGCCAAAGGGCAGCGCCGGAAUGGGUACAAUCAUGGCCCCCGGAAAG
Molecule: messenger RNA, 1681 nt
Organism: Panicum hallii
Lineage: Eukaryota; Viridiplantae; Streptophyta; Magnoliopsida; Poales; Poaceae
Exons: 3
Coding region: 221-733 (170 amino acids)
Source: RefSeq, a predicted model, not a curated record